Molecule: messenger RNA, 872 nt
Organism: [Candida] anglica
Lineage: Eukaryota; Fungi; Ascomycota; Pichiomycetes; Serinales; Debaryomycetaceae
Source: the annotation of a GenBank genome assembly
UACAAAUCUUUUGGAGUUUAUCUUUGAAAUUUAUAUACCCUUUGCUAUAUUAACAAUAUAUUCAAUUGUCUUUCUUCCACAUGUCAUCGACAAAGACUGAAUAUGCUCCUGUGGCUAACGGUAGUGCUGAUGUGCCCACCAAUGCCACUGUAGCUCCUGGCGACCGUAAACAGAAACUUGUCAGAAAGCAAACUCAAAGCAAAGCCUGGAAAAAGGCAUUGUGGCUCGCAGGUCAUUCUUCAGUUCUAGUAUUUGGUCUUACAUCCCUUGUUUUCCAAGUGUUUUGGCUUCCAAACAAGUAUUACAUCAAUUCUAUCUCGUACAGAUUGGCAUUGGUUGGUGCCAUGGCUGCUUUGUUCGCUACAUCGUCUCAUCGUUUUGGAAUGAAGAGUUUACCCCCAAUUACUACCUUGUUGGCUCAUCAAAACUUCCAAUAUUUGAUUCUUGCAGUAGCGUGGUGUUUGACUUUUAAGUCUAUUUUCAAACUCAUUCCUUACAUUUUGGUUUCACUUUUACAACUUUCAUCCUUCCAAAAGAUUAACGUAGUAUUGAAGCAACAAGAUUUCCUUAGCUCACUCAUUGCUUACGAUGAAUUGUUUCUUAUAAUCUAUUUAUUGGUACGUACCUUGUUUUUCCGUAACACUUCAGGUUAUCAAUUGGUUCUUUUCUUGGGAUUUUACUGGUUGAGAAUCUUGUAUAACAAGGAAACUGGUAACUUGUUCAUGGCAAUUAUUGGAAAGUUGGAUGGUAAAGUCUCUACUAUGAAGAAUCCAAAGAUUGUCAAGGCUUGGUCAAAGGCAAAGCAAUACCUUGAAACGAAAGAUAUUGACAACGAUUCAAAAAUGUAAGUUUUUUUAUACCGAAUGUUUGAA